AUGUUCUCAGAAUAUGCGUCUAGGUUCCUAGCCCAGUCGCAGUCCCGGCUAUCCAAUUUCGGUCAGCCGGAUACCAACAACGAAUUCUCGAACCGACAACAACAGACGACACCAGGUCGAUUCUCAGGUAGACAUCCCGCACGGUCUUCGUACCAGACUCGACUAGGGAAUCCUUAUCAACCAUCGAAUUCGCGGUUCGGAGGCUUCUCGAGGUAUAAUACUACCUCAGAUGCCCCGCUCUUUCACAGUGCCUUAAACGAGUACCGAGAAGACGAGGAUGAGGAUGAUGCGAGAGAAGCUGCGGAUCUUCGAGCUUUGCAGCGGUCGCGUCGAGUUUUUGUUUCGAGUCGCCUAGAGGAGAGCUCGGCUUCGGAGAACGAUGACCUUCGCGCCUCGUCCGAGCACAAUGAGAGUGACUCGUACGGGAACCUAUACUCGAGCGCUCGUCCCAUAGGUGGUAUCAAGAGCAGUUGGAACGGGGAGUCAAGCUUCAAGGACAGACAUUCAAAGCGCGAGGUGGUCAAAGAUCCAGACGAGCCGGGUAGCCCCCAGCAUCAGCGGCAGAACUCCGAUACGGAUGAGAGUGGAAAGAUGGUUGAUAUCGGCCUGGAGUCAACGGUGUUAGAUAAUGAGGUACCUGAUGAUCUCUUACAAGAGACUCCUACAGACUCAGCACCACCAGCAUUCCAACAGUUCAAGUCUGGGUCGGGUGGUCCGAAGGGUGUAGCCGGACGGAGAGGCUCGAAUCUGGAGCAUGAUCAGCGUCUAAUGCGACAGGCUAUAGCGGAAGAGGACGAGACGGAGGAAGAAGAGCGGAACGAGAUUCCUGCACCUACGCCUACGCGAAUGUAUGGCGAGAUCUUUGUGCAUGACCAAUUUUUCGCAUGGAUCUACCUUAUAGCCAUCGCUUCCCUUUUUGCGACCUUCGUAUUAGUCUGGUUGCAUACCUCCGUACCGAAUAGGAAGAUUGGUGACACUAUAUACACGACACUCCAUUCGUCUUUUUAUCUCCUGGCUGUAGAUACGUUAGUCUCAAUCAUCGUCGCCCUGGUUUGGAUGGCAGCGUUACGGUCUUUUGUUCAGCCCUUAGCUCUGCUCAUCCUACUGGGCGUCCCGAUCGUCCUCUUCUCAUUUUCGUUGUAUCCGAUGAUUUCCAGCUUCCAGGGACCAGAUCACGGAUCGCGAGUACAGGACGUGGUAAUGAGAUAUGCGGCCAUCAUUCCGGGGGGCUGCGCGAUCGUUUGGGUAUGGUUAUUAUAUAAGGGACGUCACGAAAUACAAAAGGCGGUUGACAUAUUGGACUUCUCUAGUCGCAUUCUUGCGGCCAACCCGGCGCUGGUACUUCUAGGGCUCGGCUCGCUAAGCUUUGUUGUUGGGUGGACGUGGAUAUGGCUAUGGAUGUUCACAAGAAUCUUCCUUGGGGGAUACUUUUCUAAGUCACUUUCAGCCUUCGUCAUCGGCACUGCGACAUGGUGGUUAGCGGUCUUUUUCUUCCUCAUGUACGUUUGGACUCUCUCCGUUAUGAGCGGAGUUGUUCGCGCUACUACCGGAGGUACCGUUUCGAACUGGUAUUUUUUCCGCAACAAUCAGUCGUCUGCCUCGUCGAAUGCGAUUGUCAAAGGAGCGCUAGGACACUCAACGACUACGGUAUUUGGUACUAUUUGUGCCUCGACCCUACUAUCCUUGGCAGUCCGAAUUCCCAUUCUAAUCUUACCUCGUCGGAUCUCGAGCAUCUUCGAGUUUAUAGGAUGGCGACUGGCCCCCCGCCCGGUGUCAGUCCUAACCAACCCUCUAGCAUUAACAUAUGCGUCGAUUCACUCUUUACCCCUAAUGGAAUCGGCGUCACAGCUUAGUAGGAUACAGUUCCUUGCAACGGGACCCACUACAACUCUUACACCGAGCGCGUUCUCCCGACGUGGGCAGUCGUCAGCAUCGUUAAUGCCCUACAGGAUGGCAAAGAUGCUUCUCCAUGCCGCACGAUUCGUCAUGUCAACAGCUCUGGGUUUUGCGGCAUGGGUUAUGACGGCACGGCAGUUACAGGUUCAAAUACCAGAGGGUCACGGUAUCAGAGGGAGCGCCUAUGCGUAUGUAGUUGGUAUGGUGGCUAGCAUGAUCGGUUGGGGCGUGUUGGGGGCAAUGGAAGGUAUUCUUUCAGGCAUUCUCGACGGUGUUCUUAUCUGCUACGCUAGCGAAAGGCGGCUGGGUAGCGAGCGGGCGACUUACUGCAUCGAGGCGGCACGAUUAUUCGAGGAGAGGAGAUAUGACGAAAGGGAUAUGGUUUAA
Messenger RNA from Daldinia childiae, 2283 nucleotides. Its product is annotated as Choline transporter-like protein ctl1. The transcript has 2 exons. The coding region runs from base 1 to 2283 and encodes 760 amino acids. Gene Ontology annotation, biological process: transmembrane transport. Gene Ontology annotation, molecular function: transmembrane transporter activity. Gene Ontology annotation, cellular component: plasma membrane. Lineage: Eukaryota; Fungi; Ascomycota; Sordariomycetes; Xylariales; Hypoxylaceae. The record is from RefSeq and is a predicted model, not a curated record.